Molecule: messenger RNA, 456 nt
Organism: Striga asiatica
Lineage: Eukaryota; Viridiplantae; Streptophyta; Magnoliopsida; Lamiales; Orobanchaceae
Source: the annotation of a GenBank genome assembly
AUGUCGUUUUCGCCACUGGGCUUCUUAUCCCCACCACCAUUGGCGGCCCAAGCUCUGAGUGGCGGCUCAAAAUGCAGGCUGGCAACAUCUGGAGGCGGCCCAUCAUCUCCAUUCAAGGCAACAAGCCCGUUUUCACGCAGAGGACAAGGCCCAUCAUUGCAAAUGCUCCAAAGAGAGUCUACAAGCUGCCCUUCUUCUCGCUUUGCUACGGGCCGAUUUUGGGCCAGCUCAAGUAGGCCCUUCAGUGCAGCUUCGCGUACAUCAGCAUCUUCACUGGACGAGAGGUGCAUGAAAAUACGAAGCGGCAUAACCAUUGGCCAGGCGGAAUGCGAUAAUUCCAGGCUUAGUGACUUACAUGAAAUUGCACCAAGUGCUUUGGUACGGACUGUGACAUCGGGAUCUGAAGUAGUCAAGGAGAGGAACCAAGCCACCAAUAGAGUGAAGAUCUUGAGAUAA